Messenger RNA from Phalacrocorax carbo (great cormorant), 1806 nucleotides. The record is from RefSeq and is a predicted model, not a curated record. Lineage: Eukaryota; Metazoa; Chordata; Aves; Suliformes; Phalacrocoracidae.
ACAAACCACCAGCUCCGCCGCUCGGGAAGGGACAAGCGCCGGCGCCCCGGCCGCGGCGCUGGCGGGGGGGGCGGCAGCGCCGGGGCCGGCCCCGAGGGCGAGCGGCACUUUGCGCGGGCGGUGAAGGGGGGCUGCCCGCCCCGCUGCCCGCCCUUGCCCGGCCCCGCGGCAGCGGGCCCGGCGGAGGCUGACGCGGCCCGGCCCAGGCCCGGCGCCCCGCCAGCCGCGGAGAGGAAGAGACAAUUCUGCUGAGGCUGCUUUCUCUGUUAGCUGCCCAGGCACUUGCAAUUUGUGCCACAGUUUUCUGUGGGUAACUUGUCCGUGGAUGCGUUUUGGUCACUAUCAUUUGCUGGGAAAAUUACUGCGUGGACAAAGCUGAAUUAAAAAAUGAAUUACAGGUUGAAGUCUUGCCCUAGAGUCUCCGAGGUAUAAAUGAGGAAGAGCUGCAAUCAAACCAUCCAACACAUCUGUUUCAGCUACAUUUUCUCCUCCUGGCUGUUCCCUGUCAUUGAUCCACCAUCACUUGCUCUGGCAUCCAACAAAGCAGCUAUUCAGGCAAUUGCUGACAGACUGGCUUAGAGGGUGGAGUUUUAAUGUUUUGAUGUCAGAAUGAAGAGCAGGAUACCUCUCAUUCUUCUAGCUUGUGGCUCCUUUAACCCCAUCACAAACAUGCAUAUGCGUUUAUUUGAGCUGGCUAGAGAUCACCUGCACCAAACAGGAAGGUAUCAGGUGAUUGAAGGCAUAAUGUCUCCUGUUAAUGAUGACUACGGAAAGAAAGGCUUGGUUUCAGCAAGGCACCGGAUAGCUAUGGCUAAACUAGCACUGGAGACAUCUGACUGGAUUCGAGUUGAUCCGUGGGAGAGUGAGCAGCAGACGUGGACAGAGACAGUAAAAGUAUUAAGGCACCAUUACAAUGAAUCACUGGGAUUGCUCCAGUCCAAGAAGGAAUUAAUGAAAAACAAACAGCCCAUAGAAGGAUCUACAGAGGAUUCCCUUUCUUACCAGAACCCAGUUCCGCCAGAAUUAAAGCUUCUCUGUGGGGCUGAUUUUCUACAGACAUUUAAGACACCCAAUCUCUGGAAGGAAGAACACAUCAAAGAAAUAGUGGAAAAGUUCGGUUUGGUCUGUAUUAGCCGUGCUGGCUCUGAUCCUGCUCAGUAUAUCAAUGAAUCAGACCUUUUAACUAAGUUUCAGCACAAUAUCUUUCUGGUGAAAGAAUGGAUUCAGAAUGAAAUCAGUGCAACACAGAUACGCUAUGCCUUGUGCAGAGGAUUAAGUGUAAAAUAUCUCGUACCAGAUUCUGUUAUAUCCUACAUUGCACACCAUAAUAUCUACACAGAAGAGAGUGAGAGGAAGAAUGAAGGUGACUUGCUUCAGCCUCUUAAGUUGAAUAACACAACAGUAAACCCACUAAAUGACUGAUGUGUGUAGUGUGUGAAGUGGACAGACCUGGCAUUUUUUCAUGCAAAGUUCUUGAGAAAGUUGUUUCUUGUUAGUGAGGGGAAAAUAAAAAAAUUAUUGAAUUCAUGUGGUGUUUUAAAUUCAUGGGUUUUGUGUAUGAUAGGGCUUAAGCAAAUUGGGAUGGUCAGCUGCGUGGGUUAAAAUACAUGAAGAACAGCUUCCUUGUGAAAAUAAAAGGAAAAAGAUCUUAACAAUAAAUAUUAAUCUCCAGUAAUACUUAAGGAUCAAACAUAGUACUUCGCUGAAUUGUAAUUCUGUAAUCCUACAGCCAGUUUUAGCAUGAAGAUGCCUUACUGUUCUGAAGCAGCAAAAUAAAAAGAACCAUAUAACAUUUCUUUAUAUAAA